GCUGCCAUGGUCCAGCGCUGGUCAUCAGUGGCGAUGGACAGAACAGCAUCGAAUCCAUAAAGGAGCUGAUGCUCGUCGUUUCCAUCGCCUCCAGCGCUCCUUCUUCGCUGGUCUCCCGGCGCUCGGCGCUUGCCACGGCGGCGGCGCUCGGUUUCGGAGGCGCCAAUGUGCCAGAGGCAGUUGUUUGCGGUCUGGUGACGUCGUGGAGGUGAACUGGGACGAUGUUUGGUGGCCCUGCGACGUGCUGCAGGCGCACAUGGACAGCUGCACGGUGAAGUACCACGACGGCGGGGACGUGGAGGAUACCGUGGAAGUGGCUGAGAGGGUGCGCAGGCCUCAGAAGCGAUACGUGGAGCGUGACUCGGUGGUGGAGGUUUUGUGCGAGGGCCUCUGGUGUCGCGGGCGUGUGCGAAGCGUGGAGGAGAACAGCUGUGCCAUCGACUUUUUCGAUGGUGAAACUCGUGAGGCUGUGCCCCUCUGCGAGCUUCGCGCGCCACGAAGCGACGUUGUGGGCCGUUUCAUGGAGGCGGAGGUGAGUCCGCAUGACUGGCGCGAGUGCGAGGUCUUGGAAGCUGCAGGUGGACGGUUUCAGGUGCGUUUCCUGGAUGGUGAAGAGCGAGAGGUCACCAAAGUUCGUGAAUCUCCGGUGCCCGUCUACAUGCUCUAUGUUGGUCAGGGCUGUCAGGGGCUGGUCACCCGCAUCGAAGACGACGGCGAAGUGCUCUGCGACAUCGGCGCGGAAGAGGUUGCACGGAUCCCUGCGCGCCUUCUGGGGCAAGGGGCGGCGAUGCGUGAAGACAUUGACCUGGGUCAAGUCCUGGACCUUUGGAUCUUGGGCGUGGACCCCUCGCGGCGCCGGAUUCUGGUGACCCCCCGCGGCCUCGGUGCCGCGACGACGGCGACGAGCAGCGCAGAGAACUCCGAACGCAAGAGGCGCUUCUGCGAGUACAUCUUGCGUGGAGUUUCCGGCCCGCUUGAGCGCGCUGACCGUAUCAAGGAGCUGAAGGUUCAUCAAGUCCCACGGUGGGCAGAUCUGAGGUCAACCAUUCCCGAUGCCGAAUCCACCGAAUCCGGGAUUCUCCUUCGGCCUCCCAAGAUGAACACCAGGUGUCCCAGCAUUCGGAUCCUGGCCGUGCUUUACCCGGCUCAACAGCGCUCAGCAACGCGGAUCAAGCGUACGGCAACGAGUGUCACCGGUGGCUCACAAGCAGCGUGGGUAAUUCUUGUAUGGUUUUUCGGAUGUUCUGGACUGCUGGUGCUGAACGCGCGGCUGUCGGAGCGCCCACCCAGGCUGCGCAUCAGCCAUGUGGACGAAAAGACGGGCCUGACCUGGACCAAAGGCCUCGGAAGUGGCGAGAGCUCGGCCUAUGACACGGAAGCUGGGCAGAACGCUGAGCUCGGCCAUGUGCAAAUCAUCAUGGAUCAGCUUCCUAAGUCUCGCCUAGGCAUCAACCUGGUGCACAACCAGGUGACUGUCAGCCGCGUGGUGGUGCGGGAGGCCUUUAAUGCUGGCUGGCGCGUGGGAGAUGUGAUCCUGGAAGUGGAUGGGAAGCAGGUGCGCUCCAACAAGGCGGUGCAGCGUGCUGUACGCCAGGCGUUGCUGCAGAAGAAGCUGCCGCUGAGCUUCAAGGCGAAGGGCAAGGGCGUCCGCCGUUGGGCGGUGCCGGAUGGCUCCCGCGGCAUGCUUCAGCUGACGAAGGAUGGCCGUGCCUUUGAUGCAGAGGGCACCACCAUUGGACCAUGGUCGUUUCGGCGCCAAGACCGCGAGCACCUGGUGCCCAUGCUGGACAUCGUCAAAGGCGUUCUGCAGGAGUUCCGCGUGGUGCUCUUCCUGGAGGGCCCCUUGACGGAGCCCAAGACACGCCUGAGCCGCCGGGUGGUGCAGCGGCUGGACGCCUUGGGGCUGCCCUUCAAGGCCAUUGAUUGCAGCAAUGAAAAAAGCAAUCCGAGCAUCCGGAAAAUUGCCAAGGAGCUCUCCGGAGAGGUUCUCCCGCAGCUGUUCAUCAACGGCACGCACGUGGCUGGUGGUCGUGCUAUCAUGGUGGCGCUGGAAGACAAACUGCCAGAGAAAAACAGUUCCGGAUUGAAUUUUUGCUGGCGUUUAGCAGCUGCCUCAGCAGUUGCUUUCCUGUGCCGAAGGCCAGAUGUGCGACAUGCGAAGCUCGCGGCGAAAGGUUCCAGUACAUUAGCCGCGACGGCAAAGACCGUGGAUGCCAAGGUCUUUAGCCGCUCGGCCGAGAAGGCUUUGGACGGCCGGGAAGGGAACGUCUUCACCGAGCCUGAGAUGUUCAUGGAGGUGCUGGAGCAUCUUAAUCAGACUCAUUCCCAGAAGGGCCCAGUGUACUUCGAGCGUGUGAGUCGGGCUGCGGAUGAAAAGAAGGACAUCGUGUUGUACGUCCCUGGCAUCGAUUUCUCGGGUGCUUUCGCGGCGCCUCAAUUCCGCGGCCUUGCUGCUGACUUCGAGCUUUGGCGCUGCUGGGUGAAGCCCGGCUGUCGCGAGUCUUUCUACGAGAUGGCAAGGCAGCUGGAGGCAUGGUUGGAGAGUCACGAAAAUCGCAAGGUGGUGCUUCUGGGCGAGUCCUUCGGAGGUCUCUUGUCUUUGGCCGUGGCCUUGCGUUUGGGCCGAGAGAAACUGAAAGGGCUGGUCCUGGUGAAUCCAGCGACCUCCUUUGACCGCACGGUGUGGCCAUUGCUUGGUCGAGUGCUUGCCGCAGUGCCCAAUGAACCGGGGAAUUUGCCGCCCAUGGGGUCGCACAAAGACUUAAACGAGCUCUUUGAGGAUAUCCAGAGCCGUGCCACGCUGUCGCCCUAUCCGUACCUGGCGGGCUCGGCAUUGACCGGCACAGUGGCCGAUUCCACGCAGUGGCUCGGUGAUGUGGCAGUGAUGGAGGUACCCAGAGACCCAGAGAAUCUUGCUCAGCUACUUCCCCCUGAGACUGUGAAGUUUCGCUUGCGCCAUUGGCUACGAGAUGGAUGUGAAUGGGUCCCAUGGCCAUGUCAACAGCGAGCUGCGGCGCCGCCGGGGCGCGUCCUUUGGAGGCGAGAUGAAAAGCUCUGGGAUGAUAGGCAAAUAGGAAUGGAACUCUCUCUGGAUGUAUCGGAAGAUCAGGUCCUCGUGAAUUUUCCACAGGACACAGAUGGGUUCUAUUGGCACCAUCACCUCUUGCUACAUCGUGUGGCUGGGGGGGUGUGGCUUUGGCUGAGCCCGGACUAUGAGAUUGUCAGACAUGAUCUUGGUGCAAUUCCUCAUAGGAUCAUAGAGAGACGCAGUCCUUUUCCUGCUGACAUCGCGGAUGAGAUCUACGCCCACGACCCAAUAGGUAAGUCCACAUUGUCUGCCUUCAAACGUCAAGCCAAAGUUCAAGCUGCUAUCCUGGGUGACGGAGACAUUGAUUACUCCGAGGCCUAUGAAUGGGUUAUCAGGGAGCCUCAGCAUCCAAAGUUUGGGGUAGGAGCUGAUGUUGGUUUGAUCAACAAUGGUGCAACUGGACUGGCUUUUUCGACCAAAGGGGUCAUCAUUGAUCAAGGAGAAGAGAUCUAUGUGGAGCGGGUGUUGGUGAAUGACCUGGAAGAUUGGAGGAAAAGGAAGACCCUUGAGGGCGGUGAUGAUCGGCUCUUAGGACUGUCAGGAGCGCUCGUAGUCCGGGUGGUGGCCGCCAUGGAGGAGUACCCUCGCGAGGUGCAGGGCCAUCCCUUGCUCUUGGCAUCUCUGGUGGGUGCUACCUCGCUCCAUCCGCAGCUCACCGAAGCCUUACACGAUGCGGCGGUGAACGCCUGCAAGCAGCGGCGCUUCAAGUACCUCAGUAGCAGCUAUGACAUGCGGAUUUUGCCUGCCAAGCGCGGUGGGCGCGACAGUCCUAACUAUCGCUGGGAGGGCGUUUUGAAGCGCAGUUGGUUGGAGAAAAUGUGCGGAAGCAUCCCCGCGGUGCUGGUGCUCUGCAUCGAUUGGUCCCAGGAGCUGAGCCAAGCGGAGCAGGAAGAGUCUCAAGCCUUGCACUAUUUGCAGCACGCGCGGCGACAGGCAAAGGAGCGGGACUUGCGCCUGGUGCUUUUCGUGGUGCUCCACCCCAAAAGCGCCGACCCGGAGGCAGCCACCCGCAGCUUGCACGAGGGUGCCGGCGGGCUGGUGAUGGCCAUGGGUCUGGAAGACCUGAAAGCCAAGGCGCCCAGUCUGGAAAGAUUGAUCUACCAGAACGCCAUAUCCUUCUACGCAGAUGAGGCGUGGGCGCCAAAGGUGCCCAACAUGCCGAUGCAAGUGGCCAUGCAGGUGCGUACCAACUUCAAGGUGGCCUUCUUGAACGAGUUCCGGAAGGAUGCUCGCGGGGCACUGACGGCCUACGUCAAGGCCUACGAGCUGCUGCUGAAGGCGACGGAAACGGGCAACUGGGGAAACUGGGGAAACCAGAGGAUUUGGUGGGCUUAA
Messenger RNA from Cladocopium goreaui, 4423 nucleotides. The record is from the annotation of a GenBank genome assembly. Lineage: Eukaryota; Dinophyceae; Suessiales; Symbiodiniaceae.